Messenger RNA from Hyaena hyaena (striped hyena), 2113 nucleotides. It is a transcript of the gene RBM38, whose product is annotated as RNA binding motif protein 38. NCBI's taxonomy places the organism in Eukaryota, Metazoa, Chordata, Mammalia, Carnivora, Hyaenidae. The transcript has 4 exons. Gene Ontology annotation, cellular component: cytosol. The record is from RefSeq and is a predicted model, not a curated record. Gene Ontology annotation, molecular function: RNA binding. The coding region runs from base 252 to 902 and encodes 216 amino acids.
UGCCCGCAGCGCCGGCAGGAGCGCAGCGCCGCGCAGCCGGGCGCGCACGGUGGGAGCGGCCCGCGAGCGGACGGGCCCGGCGGUGACCGGCGCCGCUGCUGUCCUGCUCGCUCUCCGCCGCCGCCCAUGAGCGCCGCGCCGCGCGGCCCGGGUCCGUAGGCGGCGGGGCGCCCCCCCCCCCCUUGCUGCUGCAGCCCGCGCCGUGCGCCCCGAGCGCGGGCUUCCCGCGGCCCCCGGCCGCCCCCGGCGCCAUGCACGGCUCGCAGAAGGACACCACGUUCACCAAGAUCUUCGUGGGCGGCCUGCCCUACCACACCACCGACGCCUCGCUCAGGAAGUACUUCGAGGGCUUCGGGGACAUCGAGGAGGCCGUGGUCAUCACCGACCGCCAGACGGGCAAGUCUCGCGGCUACGGCUUCGUGACCAUGGCCGACCGGGCGGCAGCGGAGAGAGCUUGCAAGGACCCUAACCCCAACAUCGACGGCCGCAAGGCCAACGUGAACCUGGCGUAUCUGGGUGCCAAGCCGAGGAGCCUCCAGACGGGCUUUGCUAUUGGCGUGCAGCAGCUGCACCCCACCUUGAUCCAGCGGACUUACGGGCUGACCCCCCACUACAUCUACCCACAAGCCAUCGUCCAGCCCAGCGUGGUGAUCCCGGCGGCCCCCAUGCCGCCGCUGUCGUCGCCCUACAUCGAGUACACGCCAGCCAGCCCGGCCUACGCCCAGUACCCGCCGGCCGCUUUUGACCAGUACCCGUACGCCGCCUCGCCCGCCACGGCCGCCAGCUUCGUGGGCUAUGGCUACCCGGCCGCCGUGCCUCAGGCGCUGUCGGCCGCAGCCCCCGCGGGCACCACGUUCGUGCAGUACCAGCCUCCGCAGCUGCAGCCCGACAGGAUGCAGUGACGGCCGCCCCGUCACCCGCACGCCAGGGAAGCGGCCGGCUGGGCGCCUGCACACGUACCUCUGGGGACCCCGCGGGAGCCCCGCCUGACCCCGGACGGACUGGAGACCACGUCCCUUUAAGUCCAGGGCCCGCCGUCCUGAGGGGGCCCUUUGGGAAACAGGAACGGCCGAGAGCUCUUUGAAGAUACAACCCAGACCUCGCACACACCGCCAGCCUUCUGCCCCCCCCCCGCCCCUGCCCUCCCCUCGUCCCAUGCGCCCACAGACCUGUCCCCGCAGCACCCGGCCGGGGCCCCUCGCCCCCUCCCCAGACUGGCUGCCCUGCGUCCCGCUCGGAGAUGCCUUGCUGCGGGGGCACCCGAGGGAGCAGCAGAAGCGGGCGGUGAGCUGCGUGGCAGGGGUGUGGGGGGACCGUCCGCCUCCGGAACCCGCAUUUACUAGGCGACAGCCCGCCCCACGCUGGCGACGGGGAGCCGGCCCACUUCCCCUUCUGUCGAGCUGCAACUUUUUUCUUAUCGUCCUUAUUUUGCUACUAAGAUGAUUUCAGAAUCGUAGUCUAUUUUUUCAAUGGGACCUCCCACCACCAAGAAUCCAGCACCUAUUUUUGACUUUGAGAGACUCGCUUUUGUCGACGGCUCCACGCAAGGAGGCCGCAGCAGCCAUGUCACCUGCCAGCUCACGGCCGGAGCCUCCAGGCAGGUCCCUCUGGGACAGGAAGCUGUCUCAGUUUGUCCCCUGCCAGCCACAAAGGGCAGGAGGGAGUGUGGCCCGAGGUGACGCUGUCGGAGGGCAGGGCCCUGGCUCCCUCCCUCGUGGGGUCACCUGCUCCGUACCCGCCGGGGCAGUGGGGCCGAGCAGAGACACCUCCUGCCUUCCUGGAAGGGGGCUCUGUCUUGGGCGGGGGGGCGGGGGAGGCGAGAGGUUCCAACAGGCCGCCCGGGGGGUGGGGGGGCUCCCGGCCGGGGCACCUGGGCUGUGCAGUGGCCCCCACUCAGGAAGAGGGGAGUGAGCCGAGGGGCAGGCUCGCACAGGAGACGGGGGGCGGGCCACCGAGCUGGGGGCGCUGGGGGUGUUCCUUCGGACCUACCUCAGGGAAGUGGGUGGCCUCAGGGGGCUGACUGACGCGGGCACACGCCUCGCGGCACGCCUGGUACUGAGUCAAAGCCCAGAAAAUAAAGGUAGCUAAUAUUAUAAUAAUAUUUUUAUUAGAA